AAUUACAUCAGUUUGAAUCGUUAUACUGGAUAAAAUGGCUGCUUUUAAAUUUAUUUUUUUUUAAUGUAAAUAAACACCAUGGUAACGAGACAGUUGUUUAUUUUUUAAUUAAGAGUCCAGGUGAAUAAAAAAAUUGAGUUGACAGUGAUAUAAAUUAAUUGUUAAACAAUGGCAGAUGAUUUGUUAGCAAAGGAAAAAGAGUACCAUCGAUUGAACAAAGAACUUCAGCUUAAAACUAAAAAUAUCAUUGAGGAAGUUGAUUCAGUGAUAAAUUCACAAAAAGACAUACGUUCAUUAAUAACAACAGAAGCAUUACAAUCGAAAAUUUGUCAUGCUUCAAAUAAUUAUUACACUGAUCCACCACGACUGAUUGAUUUUGACCGAGAAUUUAUAAAACCUCAAGUUAAUAAUAAUGAUCCUGAUGAUAUUCUUGUAGCAAAUAAUAAAACACAAAAAAAUAACGAUGCUGUUAUUAAAAUAUUAAAAACAAAAAUACAAACACUUUAUUCUGAUAAUGAAAAAAUAAAAGAUGAAUUAAAAAAAAAAACAAAUUACUGUAUUGAGCUAGAAAAUGAAAAUACUAAAAUUCGUGAUAUUAAAGAUAAAUAUUCAUUACAAAUAUCAAAUAAUAAAAAUCAAAUAACAAAAUUAGAAGAAAAUAAUAUAAAAAUACAAACGGAACUUCAAUCAAGUACUAAAGAAAAUUUAUCACUUAAAAAAGAAUUAGAUUUACUUAAAAAGGAAAUUAAAAUGAUAAAUCAACAAACUAAUAAUACUGAAAUGCGAUUGAACAGGUCACUGGAGGAAACUGAAAAAUGGAAAAAUACAUAUAAAACUUGUAAAAUUGAAGAAAAAAAUUUACGUGAAAAAAUUAAAUCUCUGCAAGAUGAUGAACGUGUGGUAAUUAAAAAUUUAGAAAAACAAAAAACAGAAUUAUUACAAGCAUUUAAAAAACAAAUGUUUCUCGUUGAUAAUUUAAAAAAACAAAAGGCAUUGUUAGAAUCCACCAAGCAAAUACAGUUGACUCGUCAAGAUAUGUCGAAAAUAAUAAAUUGGAAAAACGAAAUCAAUGGAAAUACUUAAAAUUUUUGGAUACAAUUGAUGAGGAAUUAUUAAUCACAAUCAAGACAAUCAUCUUCGAACUAAUUUUGUUUUUUUUUUUUUUCCUUUUUAAUUUAUUUACAUAUUCAUUCAUCCAUUUUUUUUUUUUCAUUGUGUUCUUGUAAUUACGAACCAGUUACUUAUAAACUAAUUUUUUUUUUUUCUAAAUAUCAAUUGGGCCAAAGAUUUGAUGAUAUUCAUAUUUCAGAAGAGAAUUGUUUUUUAAAAAUAGCCAACUACUAGAAGAAUUCGACAUUUACUAUAAUUGUCAGUCAAAUUAAUUCUGAAAUAUGAGCAAAAUCCAAUCAUACAUUCUCAUUUUCUUUCAUCUUUUACUUCACGAUCACAUUUUUUUUUUUUUUUUUAUUUAAAUUAAUUUCUGAAGUUCUAUUAUUAUUUUUUUUUUUUUACAUACAUUGUGUUUUUCUUUUUUUUUUUUUUUUUAUUCUUCUAAGUGUAGUAUAUUCUCUUCCACUCUUUCGUUUGAUCUUUUUUUUUUUUUUACUUUGCUUUCAGAAAACCCUGACAUGAUAUCGUAGAAAGAAAUACUAUCACUAAUAAUUAUAAUAAUUGUAAUAACAUUAAAUAUAAUAAAAAUAAUAUUAAUAAUAAUUAACAAACUAGAAAAAGAAAAGAAAAAAAUGAUCUAAUUCUCGUCACUGCCCGAAUUUACCAAAUGCAAAAGAAAAU
This is a messenger RNA of Aphidius gifuensis, 1791 nucleotides long. Its product is annotated as testis-expressed protein 9. Lineage: Eukaryota; Metazoa; Arthropoda; Insecta; Hymenoptera; Braconidae. The coding region runs from base 169 to 1083 and encodes 304 amino acids. The transcript has 2 exons. The record is from RefSeq and is a predicted model, not a curated record.